Molecule: messenger RNA, 1230 nt
Organism: Trifolium pratense (red clover)
Lineage: Eukaryota; Viridiplantae; Streptophyta; Magnoliopsida; Fabales; Fabaceae
Exons: 5
Coding region: 1-1230 (409 amino acids)
Source: RefSeq, a predicted model, not a curated record
AUGAGAUUGAUCUCUAAAUCAUUUAUUUUCUCAUUAUCAAUACUUGUGAUGCUAUCAAGAACAACUUACUCACAAAUAAAGUCUCCUAAUAUUCAAUCAGCAACAUAUUUGUCAGAAAAGUUUGAAGUGGGGCCCGGAGAAGUUGUGUCAAAAACAAUGUUUGAUAUUGAGUUUCCAAUCGGUCAUAUAGGAGUCAAGAGCUUCGACGUUGAUAUAGUUGAUGAAUGGUGUUACAAUGAACAAGGGAAUUCUGUACCAUUGCAUGAAACUUACUUUCAUCAUUAUUUUGCUAUAAAAUAUAUUAUAAAUAAAACUCACGAUUUUAAUGAUCUUACCAAACCUUUUGGGGCCAUCUUCAGAAGAAACGACGGAACAUGCAACGAUGCUAUUCUUCCACAUUAUUGGGGUUUUGGAAGUGAAUCACGGGGAACAAGUACAAAAAUUCCUGAUCCAUUUGCAAUUGAACUAGGAAACCCUGCAAAUAUUCCAGAAGGGUGGGAAGAGAAAUGGCUAUUUAGCAUCAUGGUCAUUGAUACACGUGGCACAGAAAAUAGGAAAAGUUGCACUGAAUGUAGGUGUGACCAAUUUAAUCUCCCACAAAAUUUCUAUAAUGUGUCAACCGAAAUUCAUGGAAAACCAUUGACCCCCGAAUAUAAAGGAGGAAUCUUUUGUUGCAAAGAUAACUUUCAAUGCAAAUUAAUAAAGGGAUUUGAAGCACCAAGGAGAAAGCUUGCCUUAAGAUACAAAGUAACAUGGGUUGACUGGGACCAACACCAAAUUCCACUUAGAUUUUAUAUACUUGACUCCACUGAUCGAAUUAGAACAAAUGGUUCCGAAACAAUCCAUGAUUGUCUGGCAGAGUAUACUAUUCCAGAAAAUAAUAGUGGUGACCGUUUUCACGUUCAAAAAUCAAGCAUCCCCAUGAAAAAAGGUGGUUAUCUUAUCUAUGGCACUGCUCAUAUGCAUACAGGUGUUGUUAAUGCAACACUAUACGGACAGGAUGGAAGGACAUUGUGUACAUCAACACCAAGAUAUGGAACAGGAAAGGAAGCGGGGAAUGAGGAAGGCUAUCUUGUUGAAAUGUCCGUAUGUUAUCCAACACCAGGUUCAAUCAAGAUUAAUGAUGGUGAAACUUUGACGGUGGAAUCAAGAUAUAAAAAUGAAUUUAUCACUGGAGCUAUGGGACAUAUCUAUAUCUAUUUGGCUGAUCAACUGCCAUAUGAAACAUAG